UGGUUGCCUACUGACAGGUGGCAGCCUGAGGCCCCUCCCCGCGGGCACGUGAAGGCGUGGCUAGCGGGGGUGGGAGGGGACGGGGUGUUGGGGAGGCCCUGGCGCCAGGGUGUCAGUGACUGUGGUGGCACCCUCUCGUCGUGGCACUCGGCCGACGCUCCCACAAGCUGCCACUCCCUUCCGUCUCCCUCCCGCCCCGCGGUAAUCAAGUCCAGGUGUGGAGCAGCGUCCCGCCGCCCCGCCGCCGCCCAACAGUUUUUACAGCGUGUCUCCAGCCGUGCGACGCAUGACUGACCGUCACAGCAAAGUAAGGCUGGAGGGUGACUUGGGAGCAGGCCUUGAGUGGCAGCAAGGCCGCGACUCGGGCGACGGCGACGGUCCGCGACCAGCCCGCCAGCCGCAGCCGCUCCUCUCAGCGUAAUUGAUAGUGGCACCGCUGGGGGCAGUGCCAAACCUGAGACAUCGUGCCACUCAACCUGCUGCCGCUUCUGUAAUUCUUGAAAAUGAGGGUUGACUUUGGAAAAUCAGAUAAAAGGGAAUAAGAGUCGGGUGUACCCUUGCUGAGGGGAGGCGUCGAGGCACCUGACACCACGCUCGUCCUACAGCGGUGUGGCUGACAUUAUUCACGCUCAUAUUCACUUCGUCGCGAGAAUAAUCCGCGAGCGACAGCGGCCACCGGUGUUCUUGGCGUUGCGGGUAGUGAAGUGUGCUUCAGUGAGGGCACUUGUCCAUGGCGGGGUGUGUGGGGUCAUCCGGGGUGGUGGAUGAGUGAUCCGAGGUGCGAGAGUGAGCAGUGUGUUGUGUGUUGUGCUGGGGCGGGAGUGUUGCGCCCACCAUGAUGAGCUACAACACGGGCGGCAUCAGCGGGGGGGACGUGAGUUACCUGGACAAGGUGGCGCCCAACUCACCUGGGGACCACAAGCGUUUUACCGUAAGUCACCUGCUGGACCUGCCUGACCUGGUGCGGGUGCCGCAGGUCCCCUCCUCCUUCCCUCACGAACUCUCGGCCCUUCACGCCCAUUCCGUCCCCGACCUGUCGGCGCUGCACCAGCUGCCCGCGCCACACUUUUAUCACAGUGCUCGGUCUCCGUCACUGCAACAAGAACAGCAGCAACAACUGCAGCAGCAGCAACAGCAACUGCAGCACCACCAGGCUCAGCAGCACACCCCCAUUCCGCCUCAGCACCAUCAGCAGCAGCACCUUCAACAGCAGCGGCAGCAGCAGCAGCAACAGCAGCAGCAGCAGCAGGCGGUGGAGUGCAACAGUCAGUCUCAACAGCAACAAAUCCACCACAAUCAAAAGCAGCUUCAAGUCCACCAGCAGCACAUGCAGCAGCGCCUUCCUCUCGUGCAGCAGGCUGCCUCCGGCCAGGUGCAGCAGCAGCAGCACAUACAGGCGCCGCAUCAACCAGGCGGCGAACGAACGGUGGGGAGCUGCGCGGCGCCCAAGACGGAAAGAUCGCCGUCCUCCGCGCCGGACACCGACAGGAGUGACGACGAGGAUGCUGAGGGUCGCAAGAAGAAACCUCGCCGGAACCGGACCACCUUCACCUCCGUCCAGCUAACGGCGCUCGAGAAGGUGUUUGAGCGGACCCACUACCCGGACGCCUUCGUCAGGGAGGAGCUGGCCAAGCGGACGAGCCUGAGCGAGGCGCGCGUGCAGGUGUGGUUCCAGAACCGGCGAGCCAAGUUUCGGCGCAACGAGCGGAGCGUCCUGGCUCAGCGCAGCGCCGCGCCCUUCCGCCCGGCUGACGCGGUGCCCUCCAUCUCAACUUCCCCAGGCGGCCCCGUGGAGCAGCCCCUCGCCCCGCGGCCAUCAGCAGGAACGAGCGGCGUGGCCAUGUGUGACUACAGCGGCUACGGCAGCGUGGGCGUGGCGGCGUGGAAGGGCUCCAGCACGGCCGUUGGGAGCGCCACGCCGCCCUACCUCACCCACUUCACCCCCACCAGCUCCCCGACGCCCGUGUGUUCCUCCCUCCCUCCAGGUCUGGGCGGGGGUUACGGAGGCGGCGUGGGCGGGGCAGGGCAGAUGGCGGGGCCCUACGUCGGCUCCUCGCUGGCCAACCUGAGACUGCGCGCCCACGAGUACUCCCUCCACCACCAGGGCCAAGUGUGAUGGUUCCGUUCCUACGCCGCCACCAGCGCUACGUGUGACGCCCUCCCCGCACCACCACGAAGAAUGAACAUAUCGCGCUCCCAUAACGACUAUUUUCCAAGGCCACAGAAAAGAUUAGCCGGGAUUUCAUGGGUAUUUUCCCCUUUCAUAGUGCAGAAGUCGUGUGAAACUAUAUCCUGGAUUUCAAAAACAGUCCAUGAAAAUCCCAGCAACUUUUGAUGGGAGACUUCUCAAACAGGCGAAGUGAGGUGUCGAUACUUUGGGAAUUCUACGGCCCGAUUUUUCCCCUGACCUCACCGUGACCUUAUCUCCCCUCACCACCGCCACUCCCAUCACCACCAAAGGAUGACGACUCCCCUUCUUCGCCACGUCCCUAUCAUCACCACCACCACUAGCACCACCACCGAGGAUAUGAGUGACGACUUGCUACAGUGGGUGAAGUGAAUGACGGACAAAGAGGUGUAAAGACAAGCGAGAUGUGUUGUGUUGGCUGGUGGCUGUUGAGUGACGUGAUCUACACACAGACAGUUGUUUAAAGGGACAACGAGUAGGUCUGUCUGUUCUGUCUGUCUAUCGGCCAUUCUGCUUUUGUGUCUGUCUUUGCUUAUCUCUUCCCCCUUCUCUCUCUCUCUCUCUCUCUCUCAACGCAUUGCUAGCCUGUCUAAUAAAUCCAGCGAGGGAACGUCAGCCACACUCCCGCGCAUGUCAUCCCUAACCCCGUCGCUGUGAACCCAGUGUGGCGAUGCGCGGAGGGCGUCACCGGCUGGUCGUGACACCCACUGGCCGGGCACUCGCUGUCUGUGCCUCCAAAUGCUUCCUAUUGCUUGUAAUUAUAUAGUGUUGAGGAA
This is a messenger RNA of Eriocheir sinensis (Chinese mitten crab), 2964 nucleotides long. Its product is annotated as homeobox protein aristaless-like 4. The coding region runs from base 836 to 2116 and encodes 426 amino acids. Gene Ontology annotation, molecular function: DNA-binding transcription factor activity, RNA polymerase II-specific; DNA binding. The record is from RefSeq and is a predicted model, not a curated record. Gene Ontology annotation, biological process: regulation of DNA-templated transcription. The transcript has 5 exons. Lineage: Eukaryota; Metazoa; Arthropoda; Malacostraca; Decapoda; Varunidae.